Molecule: messenger RNA, 291 nt
Organism: Colletotrichum graminicola M1.001
Lineage: Eukaryota; Fungi; Ascomycota; Sordariomycetes; Glomerellales; Glomerellaceae
Product: S25 ribosomal protein
Exons: 5
Coding region: 1-291 (96 amino acids)
Cellular component (GO): cytosolic small ribosomal subunit
Molecular function (GO): structural constituent of ribosome
Source: RefSeq, a predicted model, not a curated record
AUGGCGCCAGCUGCAGGAGCUAAGAAGCAAAAGAAGAAGUGGUCCAAGGGAAAGGUCAAGGACAAGGCCCAGCACGCCGUCAUCCUCGACAAGGCCACCUCCGACAAGCUCUACAAGGAUGUCCAGUCCUACCGUCUGGUGACCGUUGCCGUCCUGGUCGACCGUCUCAAGAUCAACGGCUCCCUCGCCCGGAGAUGCCUUGCCGACCUCGAGGAGAAGGGCAUCAUCAAGCCCGUUGUCAUGCACAGCAAGAUGAAGAUCUACACCCGUGCCGUCGGUGGAACUGACUAA